This is a messenger RNA of Psilocybe cubensis, 267 nucleotides long. RefSeq lists its product as uncharacterized. The record is from RefSeq and is a predicted model, not a curated record. The transcript has 3 exons. Lineage: Eukaryota; Fungi; Basidiomycota; Agaricomycetes; Agaricales; Agrocybaceae. Bases 1 to 267 code for a protein of 88 amino acids.
AUGCCCGAAUCAGUGCCCAAAGUGGCCGUUGGAGAGAGUACUCCGAACGGCGGGCUCGAUGACUCGGAAGAAAAAUCAGUAAAGGCCGAAAUUGAUGGUACUGCUACUCAAAAUUCUGAAGAUAGUGCUGGUCAUCAAGCACUCGAAGAUCAAGGCGUCGAAGUACUAGAGGAAAUUGGUGCCGUGCCGGUUUUGGAUGCUGAAGUCGAUCUGGGAAGGCUUGACGACAGAGCUAGUCAUACGGAAAGGACCUCCAAAAAGCGCUGA